UCUCAGAGGGGCGGGGUUUAAACCUCAGGCAGCAGCACGUUGACAAAGCUCCGACUCCUUCCACCCUGCCGUAACGACGCCGGUCGAGAGGUGAACGCAAGAGGAUCUGAUAGUAACUGGAUUAUCUAGAUUAUUAAGAAUUACCGUCUUGUGGUGCAGCAGUCAGGAGUAGCUCUUUUGUCUCUUCACUAUGGCUGAGACUGAGGGGAAAUUCGACUUUGCCAUCGACCGGGGCGGCACCUUCACCGAUGUCUUUGCUCGUCUGCCUGAUGGUCGAGAGAGAGUCCUGAAACUGCUUUCCAGGGACCCCCAGAACUACAAAGAUGCUCCAACAGAGGGGAUCCGCAGAGUCCUGGAAGAGGAAACAGGGCAGGGUUUUCCUCGUGACCAGCCUGUAGACACCUCUCUGAUCGGGUGGAUCAGAAUGGGCACAACGGUGGCAACCAACGCCCUUCUGGAAAGAGAGGGAGAAAGGACUGCACUCCUGGUCACGCAGGGCUUCAAGGACUUGUUGCACAUUGGCACACAGGCCAGGCCAAAGCUGUUUGAUUUGGAGGUGGCGGUUCCCGAAGUGCUGUAUGAAGAGGUAAUAGAGGUGGACGAGCGAGUCGUCCUCAGGCAAGAUGGCUGCCAGCUACCAAGAAAAGAUCCCAAACGUAUUGUGACAGGCAGUACAGGCGAUUCUCUGGAGGUGUGGAGGGAGCUGGAUCUGAAACGAGUGGAAAAAGACCUCAGAGGAGUUCUGUCUCGCGGGAUCACCAGUCUGGCUGUACUGCUGUUGCACUCGUACACAUGGUCCGAUCAUGAGAAAGCUGUGGGAGACCUAGCACGCCGACUGGGCUUUACUCAAGUGUCUUUGUCCAGCGAGGUCAUGCCCAUGGUGCGGGCGGUGCCUCGGGGUUACACCGUAUGCGCUGAUGCUUAUCUCACACCCAAAAUUCAUCAGUAUUUAAAAGGCUUUACCUCUGGGUUCAAGGGUGGCCUGAAGGAUGUGGACGUCCUGUUCAUGCAGUCAGAUGGUGGUCUGACUCCCAUGGAGCAGUUCUGUGGUUCACGGGCCGUUUUAUCUGGCCCAGCAGGGGGUGUGGUGGGAUACGCCAUCACCUCUUACAGCCAGACGGAGAAAAAACCUGUGAUUGGCUUUGACAUGGGUGGAACAUCCACUGAUGUUAGUCGGUAUGCUGGCCAGUACGAGCACGUGUUUGAGGCUACCACAGCCGGAGUAACCUUGCAAGCACCUCAGCUGGACAUCAACACUGUGGCUGCAGGCGGAGGAUCACGACUCUUUUUCAGAUCAGGGAUGUUUGUGGUUGGGCCAGAGUCUGCAGGUGCACAUCCAGGACCAGCCUGUUAUAGAAAAGGUGGCCCUCUGACUGUAACCGAUGCUAACUUAGCCCUGGGUCGCCUCCUCCCCUCCUUCUUCCCAAAGAUCUUUGGGCCCGGGGAGAAUGAACCACUGUCACUGGAAGAAACCAUGAAGCAUUUUCAUCAUCUGACCCAGGAGAUCAACCUCUUCUUGUCAUCUAACCAAUCACAGGCUAGCUCAAAUGGGGCCAACCACUCACACAACAACACGUCAGAGAUGAGCGUAGAGGAAGUUGCUAUGGGAUUCAUUCGUGUUGCAAAUGAGGCCAUGUGCCGGCCAAUCAGAGCUCUGACACAGGCCAAGGGCCAUGAUACAUCUCAACAUGUGUUGGCAUGUUUCGGGGGUGCAGGUGGCCAACAUGCCUGUGCUAUUGCCCGAGCCCUGGGGAUGAAGACUGUCUUCAUACAUAAAUACAGUGGCGUGCUGUCAGCGUAUGGUUUGGCUCUAGCUGACGUGGUGGAGGAGGUGCAGGAGCCGUGUUCGCUACAGUACGAGCAGGGCUCUUUCACUGAGUUGAAUCGGAGGGUGGAGCAGCUCUCAAAGCGCUGCCGCGAUACACUCUGUGCACGCGGGUUCGCCAGUGCUCAGAUUACCACCGAGGUUUUCCUUCACCUGCGUUACGAGGGCACCGACUGCGCUCUCAUGGUUACUGCUUCCGGUUACCCCAGCAACGCCCAGUCCUGUCUAGCUGGAGACUUCCGCAGUGCCUUCACCAAGCGUUAUCUGAAGGAGUUUGGAUUCACCAUCCCAGACAGACCCAUCAUGGUUGAUGACAUAAGAGUGAGGGGUUGUGGGAAAUCUGGUAUCAAAUCAGUAUAUAAAACAAAGAUGGGACACGGACAGGCCAAACCAGUCACGAUGACCAAGUGUUACUUUGAGGAAGGUUACCUGGACACCAGUGUGUAUCUAUGGGAGGAGCUGCCUUAUGAUCACAACAUCCAGGGACCAGCCAUCAUCAUUGACAAAAACAGUACCAUCCUGGUAGAGCCGUGCUGUGAGGCCCGUCUGACAGAAGGGGGCGAUGUUUGUAUGACUGUCGGCUCUGACCCUCACUGCGUCCUGGGCACAGAGCUCAACACUGUGCAGCUCUCCAUCUUCUCCCACCGCUUCAUGAGCAUAGCAGAACAGAUGGGUAGAGUUCUCCAAAGAACCUCCAUCUCCACCAACAUCAAGGAACGUCUCGACUUCUCCUGUGCUGUGUUUGGACCAGAUGGUGGUUUAGUGUCCAAUGCACCCCACAUCCCCGUGCACCUGGGGGCCAUGCAAGAGACCGUCCAGUACCAGAUCAGAUCACUGGGGAACAAGCUGAAAGAAGGUGAUGUGAUUCUUAGUAACCACCCAUGUGCCGGGGGCAGCCACCUCCCAGACCUCACAGUCAUCACUCCGGUGUUUAAGCAGGGGGUGAGCAGUCCAGUGUUCUUUGUGGCCAGCAGGGGGCACCAUGCCGACAUUGGGGGCAUCACUCCGGGCUCUAUGCCCCCCCACUCCACUUCCCUUCAGCAGGAGGGGGCCGUCUUCACUUCCUUUAAACUGGUCACUGGUGGCGUCUUCCAGGAAGAGGCUGUAACUGAAGCUCUGAUGGCUCCGGCCCAGUACCCAGACUGCUCUGGGACUCGUAAUCUCCAUGACAACCUGUCAGACUUGCGGGCUCAGGUGGCAGCCAAUCAGAGAGGCAGCCAGCUGGUUGGGGAGUUGAUUGACAGCUACGGGUUAGCUGUGGUCCAGGCCUACAUGGGAUACAUUCAGAGUAAUGCAGAGCUGGCAGUGAGGGACAUGCUGAGAGACUUUGCACGUCGUCGACAGCAACAGACUGGCUCACUGGAGGUGGAGUCGGAGGACUUCAUGGAUGAUGGGACACCAAUCAGGCUGCGGGUUCAGAUUAAUGAGAACGAGGGCAGCGCUGUGUUUGACUUCACAGGGACGGGAACAGAGGUUUGGGGGAACUGCAAUGCUCCACGCGCCAUCACCCUCUCUGCCCUCAUCUACUGCCUACGCUGCAUGGUCGGACAGGACAUUCCCCUUAAUCAGGGCUGUCUUGCACCAAUUAAAGUCAUCAUACCUCCUGGCUCAAUCCUUCAGCCUUCCCAAAAUGCAGCUGUGGUUGGAGGAAAUGUACUCACAUCCCAGAGGGUUGUUGAUGUCAUUUUUAAGGCGUUUGAGGUGUGCGGCGCUUCACAGGGCUGCAUGAACAACAUUUCAUUUGGCAGCGAGAGGGUAGGUUACUAUGAGACAGUUGCUGGGGGAGCAGGAGCAGGGCCAGGCUGGACUGGGCGUAGUGGAGUUCACAGUCACAUGACCAACACCCGUAUCACUGACCCCGAGAUCCUGGAGAAGAGAUAUCCCGUCAUUUUAGAGCAGUUUUCUCUGCGGCCCGGCUCAGGAGGUGCAGGAAAAUACUCCGGCGGAGAUGGUGUGAUCCGAAAACUUCUAUUUAGGAGCAAGGUGGUUCUCUCUGUGCUGACUGAGAGGCGUUCCACCCGCCCCUAUGGUCUCCUGGGUGGUGAGGACGGUGCAGCAGGGCUGAACCUGCUUCACAGAGCAGACGGACGAGUCCUCAACCUGGGAGCUAAAACCAGCAUCAGCCUUCAGCCUGGGGACAUGUUCUGCCUCUACACCCCUGGAGGAGGUGGCUUUGGAAGUGAGGAGGAUGCAAACAGGAGACCUCAAACUAAGCGCAGGCGCUUGAAUGAGACUUUCCCAGAGCGAGGCAGCGUCUUUGAAUAUCGUAUGGCACAAGAGGGAGUGUGAAAAGAAAAAUAAGAAGGAGAGGGAGGGAGUUAACAGGCAAGCCAGAAGAGGAGGAGAAGGAAAGAGGUGGGGAAAUUACAGGAAGUCAGGCAGAGUGAGAGAGAGACAGAGUGGGGCAGUUUUCAUCAUGAUACUAUGAGAAAUAAAGAAAGAAGUUAGAGAGGGGAAACAUUUGAAGCCUUGAUAGAAGUCUCACAUAUGAUCAUGGUUUAUGAAACACUAACAGUAAGGCUGUGCUUACAUUAGCAGGCCAGGUGACUGAAUACUAAUCGCUCAGGCUAAGACAUCAGUCAGAUUUGUGUGGUAGGCACAUAAGAUGUAUUGCACAGUUAAAUUUAACAUUUCUCUGAGUUAACCCUUUGCAAUUUUUGCAGUCACAUUUUGAUAAAAACAGAUUUGCCGUUAGGUAAGACAUAAUUUCUAUUUUCGUAACAAACAACUUUUAAAUAAUUUCCAGUCAACUGUGAAAGAAAAAGACAGCCAUGUGAAGCAGCUGCUAAUCUGUUUUUAACUGGAACACACUUAUCUUACAACACAGAGACUCGAUGUGGUUACUCCUGUAACAGCACAGACAAAUAAACCCCAUUUCUAC
Larimichthys crocea (large yellow croaker) is the source of this 4706-nucleotide messenger RNA. RefSeq names its product 5-oxoprolinase, ATP-hydrolysing (gene oplah). Gene Ontology annotation, molecular function: 5-oxoprolinase (ATP-hydrolyzing) activity. The record is from RefSeq and is a predicted model, not a curated record. The coding region runs from base 191 to 4114 and encodes 1307 amino acids. Gene Ontology annotation, biological process: glutathione metabolic process. The transcript has 28 exons. NCBI's taxonomy places the organism in Eukaryota, Metazoa, Chordata, Actinopteri, Sciaenidae. Gene Ontology annotation, cellular component: cytosol.